GAUACACACAUCGAUGAUGACAAAUGAUUUGAUCGCUUUCUGUAUCCGUUUCUCUUUAGUCAAGUCGGACAGGAGUGAAAGUGGACGUUCGUCUUGGCACACGCUCGCUUACUGACAUUUACGCUCUCAACACCAUCACACCAUGCACUGUGUGAGCAGAGGAGGCUGCUACCUGGUGAACUCCUACUGUGAUCUGCAGGAGGAAAACCAGUGGAGGAAGGAGAGCUACCAACAAUGCUGGCUGAGCCUGGUCCUUGAAACGAGGCCACAAUACAAGCUCACUCUGUCAGAGACGGACAGCAUUCGUAGAGAGAGUUACAAGCAGCAACAGGUGACCGACUUCAUGGUGGAGAGGAGUCCCAGCCGGACACUGAGGCUGAGCAGCAACAGCAGAGUCGCGGCAGAGCACCAGCUGCCCUUCUUCAACACCAGCCAAAAACAUCAUGCUACAUCCACCUUCGGGGGCAAAAAGCCAGUCAUACAAGGGGAGGGGAAUAAUGGAGUGGGUAAACAGGAAGUGACAGCCAUAACUCAGGACCUCAGCAAACCACUGAGAGUGAACUUCAGAGCCUCGAGUCUGAUGAUCUCACCGAGAGAAAUCUCUCAUCGGGUGCAGAGGAGGGAGUGAAGCAAGGAGCUCCAACGUAUUUCAAAGUUCAGAAAGUAUGGUGUGGCCUUUGUUGCCGUGAUUUACUCAUCGAUAUUAAAAAAAGAAAGUUGUACAUUGUCUUAACUAUUUUAACUGAGACAUUUGAACAAAAAAGUACCUCCUGAUGAUAUGCUGCACGAGUACUGUUUCUAUGUAAGUAAAACAUAUCUAGGAAACAUGAUGUUUUUAGUAUCAUCCAAACAAAAGACCUAGACUUAAAAUAAAAGAUGUUCUCAUAAUUCAA
Anarrhichthys ocellatus (wolf-eel) is the source of this 893-nucleotide messenger RNA. RefSeq names its product telethonin. Gene Ontology annotation, biological process: cardiac muscle tissue morphogenesis; skeletal muscle contraction; skeletal muscle thin filament assembly. Bases 143 to 628 code for a protein of 161 amino acids. The transcript has 2 exons. Lineage: Eukaryota; Metazoa; Chordata; Actinopteri; Perciformes; Anarhichadidae. Gene Ontology annotation, cellular component: Z disc. The record is from RefSeq and is a predicted model, not a curated record. Gene Ontology annotation, molecular function: titin binding; structural constituent of muscle; protein-macromolecule adaptor activity.